Candidula unifasciata is the source of this 966-nucleotide messenger RNA. NCBI's taxonomy places the organism in Eukaryota, Metazoa, Mollusca, Gastropoda, Stylommatophora, Geomitridae. The record is from the annotation of a GenBank genome assembly.
AUGGUGAAGUUAUGCAUCUGUCUGUUGGGCAUCUUCCUGCUUGCUGUCACCCAUAGCAGUGCUAUCCCCACCAGUGAGGAGAGGCAGCGAGUUUUUGAUAAGCCUCUCAGCGACGAGGAUCAUGACAACGGAGAGCACAACCCAGAUUAUGAUCACGAAGCUUUCCUUGGUGAAGAACAAGCCAAGAAGUUUGACCAGCUGACACCAGAGGAGAGCAAGUCUAGAUUGGCAAUUAUUGUGGACAAAAUUGACCGUGACGGAGAUGGUGAGGUCACACAACAGGAACUGCAGGGCUGGAUACAGUAUGUGCAGCGCAGGUACAUCGUCUCCGACACUGAACGCACCUGGCAGGAUCAUGAUGUUGACAGUGAUGGGACGCUCACCUGGGAGAAAUAUCAGAAACGAACAUUUGGCUACAGCGAUGAACCUGUAGAAGGCUCUCCCACCUUUGGCUACAAGAAAAUGAUUGACAGAGACAGGAGAAGGUGGGAAUAUGCAGAUGAAGACAAGGAUGGAAAACUGACCAAGGAAGAAUUUACGACAUUCCUUCACCCAGAAGAAACCGAGCGCAUGAGGUUCAUCAUUGUGGAGGAGACUGUGGAGGAUAUAGAUAAAGAUGGAGAUGGUUUCAUUAGCUUGGAGGAAUACAUCACUGACUUGUGGCCUAGAAGUGAUGAAGAUGCAGCCAAGGAUGAACCUGAGUGGGUCAAGUCUGAGCGUGAACAGUUCCUCAGUUUUCGUGAUAAAAACAAGGAUGGCAAAAUGGACAAGACUGAAGUCAUGGAUUGGAUUAUCCCCCCUGACUAUGAUCAUUCUGUGGCAGAAGCUAAGCACCUCAUUUUUGAGGCUGAUGUCAAUAAGGAUGGCAAGCUGAGCAAGGAGGAGAUUCUAGACAAGUUUGACCUGUUUGUGGGCAGCCAAGCAACAGAUUUUGGUGAAGCUUUGACCAAACACGAUGAGUUUUAA